Callorhinchus milii (elephant shark) is the source of this 374-nucleotide messenger RNA. RefSeq names its product distal membrane arm assembly component 2 (gene dmac2). Gene Ontology annotation, biological process: SCF-dependent proteasomal ubiquitin-dependent protein catabolic process. The record is from RefSeq and is a predicted model, not a curated record. NCBI's taxonomy places the organism in Eukaryota, Metazoa, Chordata, Chondrichthyes, Chimaeriformes, Callorhinchidae. Gene Ontology annotation, cellular component: SCF ubiquitin ligase complex.
CCGAGGUCACGUGUGCGGACAAAAUGGCGGCCCCCAAAGCGCUCCGGAGCUGCCGGUGGCUGCUGCCCCCGGGCUGCCGAGGGUCCUCCUCGGGGGUGAGCGCCCCCCACUGGCCGCGGCGGGCGCUGCGGAGCCUGGCCGCUCGCUUCUCCGACGUCGAGAGCCUUCUGGGCUGGGGGGCCGACCUGGCGCGGUGGAACCUGCGCCGAAAGAACGCAUAUUACGGCUACACAAAGAGUCUGUACGGAGAGAACGUAGCAGCAAGUUAUUACGUCCUCAAUCAGAAAGGAGGUGUGAGGUUUCAGGGGCAGGACUCCUGGAUCAGGGCAAACUGGAGGGGCCAUUUCAGUUGGGACUUUCUCCAGUUUAAAGAU